UCCAAGCCCGGCCCGCUGCUAUGGAAACGGGCAGCCCGGAGGAGCGGGACGGAGGGGACCAGCGGCGGCAGGAGGGCGGGGACGCCCCUCCCGACGGCGCCGACGGCUCGGUGGUGGCGGCGGAGCUGCAGCAGCCGCCCCCCGGCAAGCUGAGGAAAACGGCCUUCAAGCUGUUCGGGGGCAAGCGGAGCAUCUGCACCCUGCCCAGCUUCUUCGGCGGCCGCGGCAAGAAGGGGCUCAGCAAGUGCAAGACCCACGACGGGCUGAGCGGGGCUGCCUGCGACAAGGGCACGCAGCCCGACAGCCCCUCGCAGCCCGGCCCCCUGCCCAUCUCCCGCAGCGCCCAGCUGCCCGUGGACACCGGCUCCAGGGGGGAGCUGGGCCAGCAGGACGGCUCUCCCCCCGGCAGCAUCGAGGGCUGCGACAAAAAGCUCAACGGGGAGAAAUCCUCUUUCCCCAGGCCCAAAAAAGGGCUGAAAGGGUUUUUUAACAGCAUCCGGCGCCACCGGAAGAGCAAGGCUGCCGAGAGUGAGAAGGCAGAGCUCCCCGAGUGGAAUGGGGACGCGGAGGAGGCCGGGAAUGCUCCUGGAAUGGGAGUGGAGAGCCAAGGGGCCGUGGAGAGUACGGGAGCAGGGCCGGUCCCUGAGGCCACGGUGUGCCCGGGGGGUGACUCCAGCUGUGGGGAAGCCACUGAGCCCACGGGCCCCGCGGCUGAUGGAGGCAGCUCCGAGGGUGACACGAUGGCCGUGCCAGGGAGCGGCGACGUUCCGGAUGCGAAAUCAGAGGCCGAGGCUGCUGUCUGCACCGAGUUUGACCGUGAGAGUUUGCUGCUGGCCUUCCACCCUGACUUCAUGGACAACGAGCCUCCCUGCCUGCACUCCGGGGACCUGCUGAGCCUCAUGCUGGGGGACGUCACCUCCCUGAAGAGCUUCGACUCCCUGACGGGCUGCGGGGACGACAUCGCCGAGCCCGACAUCGCCGAGAGCAGCGUCUCGGUGGAGCGCAGCCGCGAUGCCGCCAAACGCAGCUCCUGCCUCGUCACCUACCAGGGCGGCGGCGAGGAGAUGGCCAUCCCUGAGGAGGCCGAGGAGUACCUGCACCAGGUGUGGGACAGCAGCAUGCCGAGGGACGGCGGCUACGGGGCCCAGGUGUCCAGCAGCAGCCUGGAGACGCACGCCUCUCACGAGGCCGACGCUCACCCUUACGUGGGGGACGCCAUGGACGGCGUCGACCUCCUGACGCCCCAGAGCGACCAGCAGGAGUCUGCCCCGAACAGUGACGAGGGGUAUUACGACUCCACCACUCCGGGGCCGGAGGAUGAGGCUGGCGAGGAGCUCAAGAAGGACCGACUGCCCCGGGACAGCUACAGCGGCGAUGCACUUUACGAGUUUGAUGCCCUGAUGAGCCCCUCUCACGGGGAGGAAUCCCUGUUCGAGGGCAAAGUCCCGCGCCAGGGCAUCUUCAGCUACUUCAUGGACUUCUGCCUCCCUGCAGAGAAGAGCCUGAUCCAGCAGAUGAUGGAUCAGAAAAGAGGGCUGAUGGAAACUGAAGAAGAGGGGCUUGCAGCCAUUCAGAAAGAGCUGCUCUACUGGGAGCUGCAGAGGGAGCCGGUGCUGAAACGCCUGGAUGUGUCCGGCAAGGAGAAGUGUCCCCGGGAAAAGCAGUGCAUUGAAUGUAAAAGCAGAGCAGGCAGCUCCAUUGGCAAGAGUCAGAGUGGCCUUGGGAGUGAGCAGGUGGCCUCACAUACCCCGAGCCGGGCUGUCAACGGUGGAGUUGCAGUGGCUAGGGCUGAAAAUCCAGAGUGGAGGGAUUUUCCAGGGACUCUGUGUCCGGAAGACUGUUACAACGGCCAAAAAGCCCCUGGAAGUUGCCUUAUUCAGCUCACAAAGAGCAACCCGGGGUUCAAUGCAGACCUGGACUGUGGGAUGUUUGGGGACUCCAUCCACGGCAGUGUGGCCCCAGCCAAGGCAGGGAUGUUCCCUGGGUUCGGGCUCCCGGAGCAGGAGUGCGGCGGGGCAGAGCCCGCCCCCGGCGAGCCCCAGGUGGGCGGCGAGCCCGAGCACGCCGUGAGCUUCUCGCAGGCUCUGGUGGAGUUCGCCAGCAGCGGGACCCUCUUCUCCAGCCUGUCCGAGAGCCUGGGGAGCUCGGCCUCCAGCUCGUCCUUCACCCAGAACCUCCCCGCCCUCCCCACCAUGGUCACCUUCGACGUGGUGGAUGUGGAGCAGGACGGGGAAGGGGAGUGCGAGCAGCGCCCGGAGCUGACGGCGGGUGAGGACAUCGCCGAGGCCUUUGAUGACGGCUAUGGACAGAAAGAGUCGUUGGCUGAAUGUGACGAGAGAAUGUCCCCGGGCUUCUCCCCGGGCUCCUUCCAGAGCUGCAGCUGGGGGGUGGCCAGCCUGCCCCGCCACCUGCGCCUGCACGGGCUGAGCCCCGCCAUGCCCGCGCCGCUCUCCGUGGACCGCAGGAGCCGCUCGCUCGACACCGAGAGCCUGGAGUUCGAGCUGGCCGAGCCGCAGGGCGCCCGGGGCGGCCCCCAGCCCUGCCAGCUCCGGGCCAGGCGCGAAGCCGGCAGGAGGGACUCUGCUGGAGCCAGGAGAAGCAGGAGCAAGGAGGAGGGCGAGCUGGUGGCUCCCGAGGGUGGCUCGAGCUGGCCGGGCCUGCGGCACCUCCGGCACGGCACGGACGCGGCUCCCGGCGGGAUGGAGCUCUGGGGCUUCGCUCCAGCCGGCGCCGUGGAGAGCGUCUGGGAGCCAGCGGAGCCGCCGGACGCCGUGUCCCCUUUCCUGCCUCUCUCCCGGGGUGGCAUCGGGGAGGCUCCGGAGAGGCGGCCCCAAGAGGCAGAGCUGAGCAGGCACCCGCUCCGGCCCUCCAACCUCCCCCUGCAGCCCGAGGCGAGGCGGGCCCGGGAGGCGGCCGCGUCCUACCGGUACCACGGGGACGUCCCCAAGCUGUCCCGCUUGUUACCCCUGGGGGAGGCGGAGCUGCCCCCGAGCUUUGGCUUCUCCCGCUCCCCGGAGCACCGCGCCAGGGGCAAACCCGUGGGCAUCGCCCAGGGCGUGCCGCAGCAUCCCGGGGACAGCGGCGGGGACACCGAGAGCCCGGAGCCCCUCAAGGGCAGGGCCAGCCCGGGGCACGGCGCCUGCCGUGGCACCCUUUGCAAUGUCACCGACGCUGAGUAGCUGCAGGAAUGUCACCGUGUCACCAGGUCAAGGGGCUGCAGGAAUGUCACCGUGUCACCGAGGCUGAGUACAGGAAUGUCACCUUUUCACCCAGCUAGAGGGGCUGCAGGAAUGUCACCGUGUCACCGAGGCUGAGUGUCUGCAGGAAUGUCACCUUGUCACCCAGCUAGAGGGGCUGCAGGAAUGUCACCUUGUCACCGAGGCUGAGUGUCUACAGGAAUGUCACCGUGUCACCCAGCUGAGGGGCUGCAGGAAUGUCACCAUGUCACCGAGGCUGAGUGUCUACAGGAAUGUCACCGUGUCACCCAGCUAGAGGGGCUGCAGGAAUGUCACCUUGUCACCCAGCUGAGGGGCUGCAGGAAUGUCACCGUGUCACCAAGGCUGAGUGUCUACGGGAAUGUCACCGUGUCACCGAGGCUGAGUGUCUACAGGAAUGUCACCUUGUCACCCAGCUGAGGGGCUGCAGGAAUGUCACCUUUUCACCCAGCUAGAGGGGCUGCAGGAAUGUCACCUUGUCACCGAGGCUGAGUACCUGCAAGAAUGUCACCGUGUCACCAAGCCAAGGGGCUGCAGGAAUGUCACCAUGUCACCAUGCUGUACUGAGCAGGGGUGAAAGGGGGGCAAGGGAGGGAGAAAACCGGGAGCAGUUUGGGGGGAGCUUGAAUGUGAGUUUGAGCUGGGCUGGUGCUCCUCUCCUGCAGCCAUCCGUGGCCUUGCCCCCGUGGAUGCUCCAGAGGGGUUUGGAGCUGCCUCCAGGAUUCCUUCAUCACCACUGAGGCACCUUCUGCUUUUCCAGCCCUCUCCAACACCAAGUGCAGCAGCAGCCCCUGGCAGAAGCUGGGGAUGGACCCGUUGCUGGUGUGGCAGGUUGGGGUUUGUGCAGGACUGGGAGAACAGGCCUUGGGCAGACUUUUGAGGGAAAUGGAGCUGUUUUCCUCUUCUGGGUGAAAGGUUUUGGUUCAAACUCACUUUGAAUGUCUUCCACCCCGGGCUCAGUGUGGGGAGCUGGGAGGAAGGGUUGUUCCAGAGCGAGGAUGGGGUGAGGCAGCUGGAAAGGGGAACUUUGCAGCAACAUUUUUAUUUAUUUUGUUUGUCCUUGCCCCGAAGGAAAGCAGGAGCUUUUGUGUGCGUGCCGAUAAUGUUCUCCAGGUCUGCUUUCAGUUUGAAAGAUGUGCUGUCCAUGGUGUCCCUUUGAAGAACAAAGUGUUGGUCCCUUCUUUGUUGUGGUCUGUCUUCACGGUGCAGAAUUCCUGGUGGAAUUUUUCCAUGCUUUGUCCCAUCCUCCUGGCCUCUCCAGGGCCAUGGGGACAGGGAUGAGGCCUUUGAAAUAAGCUAAAUUUGCAUCGUGCCUGUAGCUGUGAAGUGGCAGAUGCUGUUUCUUUCUCAACAGGAAGCUUUGUGGCUUUUUAAUUUAAUUUUAUUAUUUUACGGUUGUUUUCUUUGCAUAAACCCACAGGAGGAAAGUUUUGUGUUCCUUGGAAUUUGGGAUGGACCGCAGCUACAUUGGGCUUCACUCCUCCUGACUGGAGGGAACAAAAAAGCUGGAAGCUGCUGGAGAUUUGGGAUAUUUUGCCUCUUUGAAGGAAUGUGGAGGAGGGUCACAGGUUGAGGGGAACAGACUUUGGGGGGUGCUGUGAGCUCCUGUGACGUCUGUUCCAGGCUCCUGGUCCCCUCCAUGAUCCCAAACCCCCUCAGCUCUGAUCCAAACCCCCAAUCCAUGACACAAAGCUGCUUCCCUGUCCUGCCCGAGCUGUGUUCUGAUUUAAUUCCAGCACCAGUGAUUUUUGUUUUCCCCCACCUCAUUGCCAUUUUUCUUUGCAGCAGAGUUUGUAGCAUUUGAAAAAAUAAUCCCAAAGUGGAAAUAGCGGAGUUUUACCACAUUUGUGGAGUGAGGGAUGGCUCUGCCUGGGCCAGGCUCAAUUUUCCUGCUGGGUCCUGCCCUGCUGGGUCACCCUCCUGCUGCUCUCCUGCUCCACGAGGAUGUGGCUCCAUCAGCUGCUCCCUGCCAUCCCUGGAUUUCCAGGCACAAGGAGCUGGUUUGGGUUUGAUGGGGUUUUUUUCCCCCCAAGCAAAAUGAGGUCUGGAUAUUCCUUUUGAGAAGAGAUUCCUUCUGCCCUGUCCUUGGAUAUCCGGGAAGGAGCAGGGAGAGGCAGGGCCAGUCUGUGUGUGAUGUGAUUUUCCUGCCGAGGCAGAGCAGAUCCAUCUGUGCAUCCGCGGGCUCAGACCUGAAUUUUCCAUUUUUUCCUGCCAGCCCUGCUGCAGGGAGUUCCACAGGAGCCUGCUGUGCCACGGUUCUUUUCCCUGGUCCCUCUGGGACGCACCUGGCUCUUGGUGCCGCUGUCGCACCCAGAGAGGAGAAUGUGGUGAGCCAGGGGAAGGUGCCCUCGCUGGCAGGCCGUCUCCUCUCAUUAGCACAGCUGCUAAUGAAUAUCCCUCCCUGGAGCAAGGACAGGGACAGCUCUGUGCCCAUCUUUGCCCGCCCCCAGCACACAACCCACGGGCACACCCUGCUGGGGACACCGCAGGGACACUGUCACCCGCUGGCGCCCCUGGCUGGCUUUAAUCCCCGUUUUAUUCCCUUUCAGCGUCUCGCCAAAGGCAUCUCGGGGGUUCCGGGCUCUGGAGCUUUGUUCAGCCAAAGUCCUGCUGAGGGCUGGGAAUGUCUCGGUGCUAAAUGAAUGUUCCAAGGCGUCCGUAGGAUCCUGGGCUUGGGUGUAGGUACGAGGUGGGGAGGGUUCCGUGGGAGCAGUACAGCCAAGGCUUGAUAAUCUGACUUUAUACCAAAGGUUUCUCCUCUUAAUUCGAUGGGAAUUCAAUGAGGCAAGUAUCUCUGGAAUUCAAUGAGUUUUCCUAACGCAGUUUAGUCACUAAUUUGCUGGAUUAUCGGCAGAUUCUGCCCCAUUAACCCAAAGAAAUUGGAAUUUCCAGUGCAGUAAUUCAGCCUGUAAAUGAUCACCGCGGUAGGGAUUAGAUUUCACUGCCUGCUGAGCCACUCUUCCCAAAAAACCCCGCACAGCUUCCAUGGGAACAAACCUGGGCUGGAGCUGGAUCAGUCCAACACUGCCUUACCCGAGGAGCUCACAUCUGGGGGUGGUCGCUGAGGCUUCUUAUGCAAAAGGGCUUCCCAACCAGAAUCCAGUCAGAAAAGUCAGGAACAGCUGAAUGUCCUGCCAAGACAUUUAGGAAAAACCUUGAGGAAUUUGCCUGUUCCUUGCAGGGAAGGCCUUGCCUGAAGGGAGGGACUGUGAUGCAACCACUGCCGUUGGGGUCAGCCUACCAAGAGGUUCUGUGUUGCGUUCUGGGGGCUCUGGGGUUUUCUUUCGUUUGUUUGUUUUUAUACACAUAAGAAAGCGGUCGAUUUUUCUCUAUUUUUGUAGAGUUUUGCAUUUUAUAAUCAUGGGGAAAUUUUACAGACUGUUCUUUUACUUGUGUGUUUUGUCUUUCCGAGUGCUGUGGUUUGCUUUUCCCAUGGAGAAAAGGCCAUUCCUGCUGCUGCUGUGCCUGGAUCUCACCCUGCUCCCUGGGAAUGUGCUGGGGCCUCUUCCCAGCCCCUCACCAACACUUUGCACACACCUGAGACGUCCUUAACCCUCCUCUCUCACACUCAGCUGUCCUUUCUUUGCUUUUCAGUGUUGUUUUUAAUCUGAAUUUGUGGAUUUUGGUGGUUUCUCCCUCCGAGUGUUGUAAAAAGCUCACAGGUUUCAGCUGAGGCUUUCCCUGCUGUCUGCUGCUGUUACUUUAUCUAAAAUUGGGGUUUUUCUUCAGUCCCUGUGCAGGAGAUGCUGUUGGCUGGUGCCUGGAAAUGCUCUUGGACAGGUUUCCUCUCCCCUUGGUGCUCCCUGGCUGGGCUGGGAGCUGGGAUUUCGCCCUGGUGCCUGAGGAUUGCUCCUUAAAUAAUCCUGGGAUUAGCAGGGUUCCCCACCUCCUCCUCCCUCCUCCAGGGAGCUCCAGCCCUGUGCUCUGCAUCACUGAAACAUCUCCCUGGAAUGACACUGCCUUGAACUUUGGGAUCAGAGGAGAGGAGAGCUGCUGGAAUGCUAAAAUCCAGCCCAAAGCAGAUUUCCCCCCCCUUUUUUCCCCCAGCAGAUGUGACAAUUGUCACUGAUUUGGCUCGGCAUAGAUUUUUUUUUUUUUUUUGGUCUUUUAAUUAAUAACUUGUCACCUAAUGGUGUUUUUAAAGUUUUUCUGGAUUGGUUUGCCCCAUUCCCCACAGGGUUGGACGGGAAGUUUUCUCAUUGAACAUUCCUGGGGCGCUCAGACCCACCUUCCACAUUCCCUCUGCCCCGGGAUUCUGGGCUCCCUCCUCUCCAGCUGGGGCUUCCUGCCCUUCUCACCCUCAUGGAGUCACCCCAGAGCUCCAUUUGGGUGCAGUGAGGAAUUCAGAUCCCAAAAAGCCUCUCAGUUGUAAGGAAAUAAGGAAUUAGCCCUUGUCCUCAGCUGCCCCAUCCCGCUGCCAGGCUGGCAGCUCCUCCCAGCUGACCAACCUGGCUGAAUUUGUUUUCUUUUUUUUUUUUUUGUUUUCUUCCUGGUCUCAUUGCUACUAGUCCUUUCAAGUUUUUAAUGUAUUGAUUGUGUUUUAAAAUGAAUGUUCCUUUCACCGAAUUCUAAUGAAUAAACUGCAGAUUUUUAGAGA
Hirundo rustica (Barn swallow) is the source of this 7812-nucleotide messenger RNA. It is a transcript of the gene AMER1, whose product is annotated as APC membrane recruitment protein 1. The transcript has a single exon. Lineage: Eukaryota; Metazoa; Chordata; Aves; Passeriformes; Hirundinidae. The record is from RefSeq and is a predicted model, not a curated record. Gene Ontology annotation, molecular function: beta-catenin binding; phosphatidylinositol-4,5-bisphosphate binding. Bases 21 to 3179 code for a protein of 1052 amino acids. Gene Ontology annotation, cellular component: plasma membrane. Gene Ontology annotation, biological process: regulation of canonical Wnt signaling pathway.